CGGCUGUGAUUGACUAAACCAGGCGAAAAAAGAUCGAAAGCCAAGUGGCGGUGCUGCAGCCCCAGUGGUCGUUGGCAGGAUGCAGACCAUUAAGUGUGUGGUGGUGGGUGACGGGGCAGUGGGUAAAACCUGCCUACUUAUCUCUUACACGACCAAUGCCUUCCCAGACGAGUACAUUCCCACGGUGUUUGACAACUACAGUGCUCAAAUGAGUGUCGAUGGCCGAACCGUCAGCCUCAACUUGUGGGACACGGCCGGCCAGGAGGAGUAUGACCGUCUGCGCACCCUCUCCUAUCCCCAGACCAACGUUUUCAUCAUAUGCUUCUCCAUCGGCAGCCCUUCCUCCCAUGCCAACGUCAGGCAUAAGUGGCACCCCGAGGUGUCUCACCACUGCCCUAAUGUGCCCAUCCUGCUGGUGGGCACAAAGAGAGACCUGAGAGGUGAUGCUGAAACGCUGAAGAAGCUAAAGGAGCAGGGUCUGGCCCCGACCACCCAGCAGCAGGGCAGCGCCCUGGCCAAGCAGAUUGGAGCUGUUAAAUACAUGGAGUGCUCUGCUCUGCUGCAGGACGGUGUCAGGGAGGUGUUUGCCGAAGCUGUGAGGGCAGUGUUAUAUCCAGUCACAAAAAAGAAUACCAAGAAAUGUGUGCUGUUGUAAUAAGUGGUUCCCAGAUUUGGACUGUGGAAAGGGAUGAUUGAGAUCUACAAGAUGCAAAGGAAGGCUGAGAAGUAAAGGAUACCAUCUGGUUGCUUCUGUACCAUCUCUGACAGUUUUCAGCUCCUGUGUUACUCCUUUCUUUCCUAAUCUUUUCCUGGAGGAUCUCACUCUGUUGCCUUCGCCACCAAAAUGACUGCCUAAAUGAGGACAACAGACCAUAUCUCCUCUACUUUUCAUACAUUUUUAACUUUUGAUAUUUACACAUUUCCAAUUGUACAUCUUGAUUUAUAGCUUCUCUGCUUUGCCUUAUAAAAUGCUGAUCAUGGUUGACACAAGCCAUAACAUCCAAACCUACCAACCAAACCAAGCUUCCCUGUCUGACUGGAGAGAGGAAAUCUGCCUUUGUUCAGGUGGAGAACAAAUGACUACCUCACAUUCUCACCUAGAUUGCAUUUCAUGAGUCUGAAGCAAAAGUUCCCAUCAAGAUCCUUCGACUUUCUCAUUUAGAUGUAAUGAACAGCCAAGUAGAAGGGUGAACAGGUUUUAAUUCCAAACAGCUUGAGUCUAGACAAGGUGAUGGCUCCUGGACAAAUGCCAGUGCCCUUAAAAUGCACAGAUUAAAGGUUGAAUUUUCUCGCUGCAGUUUCUCUUGUGCUCAGUGUGCAUGUCAGAGCUGGCUGGCAGGGUGCCCCUUCCAGCCUCUUGCUCAGCUAUCUCACUUCCUCACAUGGAAGAACCAAGGGCCUUUGAAGAUAAGCCUGACCCAUUAAAAGCAGCAAACCAUUUGCCCUCUUCAGUAAUAGAAGAGUGGGUGUCAUAAGGCCUCUGCCAAAUUAACCCAUAAUGGUACAGGAUUCCUCGAGCCCACGUUGGUAGGAAGUCUGAUUGUAAUACAGCUCUCCUCUAUGUGAGAGACUCACAGUGAGUGCCAUUAAUAACAUGUCUAAGAAUUCCUCUUUGACAGGGUGAGGUCAAAGAAACUGUAUUUUGUCUAAUAGUGAAUUUACUCUGUAAAUGAUUUUUUUUUUUUUUUUUUUUUUUUUUUUUUUUAAAUCCUCAAAUGUUUUUAACUUACACUUGCGGUUAUGGCCAAAGUUGAAUAUAUUUUUUGUAAUAGCCUAUGUUUAUUUGAUCAGUAAAAUGUUUGUGUGCUGUUGUUAAUUAUCACUUGAUAAACUAGGACUCCAUAAUGCUUUGUCAAUUACAUUAUUGUCUUAAGAACCGCAGACAGACCACUGUACAGUCAGUUCAGUGUAAUAAGUACGUUGUUUUGAAUAGCUUUCAUUAUGCUAUAGACUUAUCCCGUAUUGUCGUUGUUAGGAGAAUGUCACUUCAACUUGGAAGUAGUGUCACAGCAGCCUUUUUAGCCCAAGACAUAUAUUUAUAUACUACAUUGAAGGAGCCUUUUUAUUCGGUCAGGUGCCUUAUCUAAACCAAAGACCAUAGCAAUACUCCUGUGUCAAGCCCAAAGGGUUUCCUCUGAAUGCUAUGAGUACUACAAGAAACUUAGUCCUAUCAAUUCAGCUUUAUUUUUACAAGUUUCCAGAAGCCUCUUGCCUUAGUUCCUGCCGGUAGAUACUCUUUCAUCAUAGCCAUUUUUUUUUUUUUGUAAGACAGGUGUUAAACUGACAUCUUGACUGCCAAGUUUGUGCAGCUCUCAGGCCCACAUCUCUGAAAAGAUUGUGGUUUCCAUCCCUGCAUUGCACCGUGCAGUGAGGGCGAAGCACAACUGCAGCUUGUUCACGCAGUUAUUGAGAGCUGCGUUGGUGGUGUGUAGUCGCAUCUACAGACUUUUUAAAAUGUUUUCAAAACUAUUUUCAUAGUAAGUUCUCUUUUGUGCCUACAGCUAUCAGCAAUAAUGGCAACCUUCUUGUUAUACUUAUUUUAAUAUCCACUCCUGUAUAGGGUUUUCAAUAACUCAAUCUUGAUCGUAGCCUUCGUAAAGUUUAGACGAAAUGAUGAGCAAUAUAAGCACAAAGUUACGUGUGAUGGCGGUGAUGUGUGAGAUCGGUCGAAAGAUGUGUGAAAUUUCUCAAAUGGGUUUGCUGAGGGCUGAAUGUAUGUGCAUGAAAUGUUCAAGUGUCAUCUGUGGUAAACUUUUUACUUUUCUUUUUUUUUUUUUUUUUUAAAUGCCAUGUCCCAAUCUCACUCAGUGUUGUUAAAGUGGAACACACACCUGUGGGCUCUUUCUCCUGGAGCUGUGCGCUGCCGUGUACAUGGUACUACGCUUUUACACUGGGAACUUGAUAUGUAGAAAAAUGUAAUUGUUUUAUAAAUAACAAAACAUAUUUGUAUAAAUGAACUAACAGAUGAUUUUAAAUUAUGCCAAAUAAAAUGGUUCCUUUGACAUG
Molecule: messenger RNA, 3006 nt
Organism: Cololabis saira (Pacific saury)
Lineage: Eukaryota; Metazoa; Chordata; Actinopteri; Beloniformes; Belonidae
Gene: rhogd
Product: ras homolog gene family, member Gd
Exons: 2
Coding region: 80-655 (191 amino acids)
Biological process (GO): regulation of cell shape; establishment or maintenance of cell polarity; cortical cytoskeleton organization
Cellular component (GO): cytoskeleton; plasma membrane; cell cortex
Molecular function (GO): GTPase activity; protein kinase binding; GTP binding
Source: RefSeq, a predicted model, not a curated record